Quercus lobata is the source of this 885-nucleotide messenger RNA. Its product is annotated as chaperone protein dnaJ 20, chloroplastic-like. NCBI's taxonomy places the organism in Eukaryota, Viridiplantae, Streptophyta, Magnoliopsida, Fagales, Fagaceae. Bases 49 to 681 code for a protein of 210 amino acids. The record is from RefSeq and is a predicted model, not a curated record. The transcript is spliced from 2 exons. Gene Ontology annotation, cellular component: chloroplast.
AAGAAAGAGGGAAGAAGAUUGAAGAAAGAAAAAAAAAAAGGGCAAGAGAUGCGGUGCAGCGGCUUGAGUUUGAGUCCAAUACAAAUCGCAGGAGGUGGAAGCGGAAGCGGAAGCGAGUCUCGCUUCUGCUACCUCCCAACAACUAAAUCAACAAAGUCAUCACCACUUCCUCCUCCACUACUCAUAAAGUGGUCUUUGAGAGCCUCCGCCUCCGCCUCCGCCUCCGCCUCAGCCUCCAUGAACGAUGGGUUAGUGACGGAAGAGGGUUCUUCGGCCAGCCUGAGUUUCUACGAACUCCUUGGCAUACCCGAAUCCGGAUCCUUGUUCGACAUCAAGCAGGCCUACAAGCAACUCGCCCGAAAGUACCACCCGGAUGUCUCUCCCCCGGGUCGGGUCGAAGAGUACACCAAACGGUUUAUCCGGGUUCAGGAGGCCUACGAGACCUUGUCUGAUCCUACAACGAGAGCUCUCUACGAUACACAUAUGGCCAAAGGUCUCCAUUUUGCUUUCUCUGCUACUCGAAGACGCCACCAUCACCAGGGAAUGGAAGAAAAAGGUGAUUGGAAGAACCGUUGGCAAGCUCAGUUAUCAGAGCUAAAGAAAAGAAGCAUGAGCAAGGAUGCUAGAGGGGAUUUGUCUUGGGGAGCUCGAAUGCGCAGGCGAAGGGAUGAAAUGAAGUAGUAAUAAGCAAGUAUACCAUAAAUGGGUUUUUCUUUCCUUCUAUUCUCCCUGUAUAUAUGAUUUUCUAACUUAUACAUGGUCAAUGUUGAAAUAGGAAACUAAGUUACCAUUUAGCUAUAAUCACAUUUCUGGGCAAGGAAAUUCUUUCCAACCCCAAUGCGAACUGUACAUGAGGUUAUAUAUAUGAUUACUUUUUUUCCUUUU